Messenger RNA from Haemonchus placei, 786 nucleotides. The record is from the annotation of a GenBank genome assembly. NCBI's taxonomy places the organism in Eukaryota, Metazoa, Nematoda, Chromadorea, Rhabditida, Trichostrongylidae.
AUGGAAAGGGCGAACAUCGACGAUUCGAUAGCUGUCGACGGCCAGCCUUCAAACCAAUCGGUUUCUGAGACAUCACAAGCGAGAUUAGAAAAGGCUCGGAUUCUCAUUGACGGCAUAGCAAAACGAUUGCGUAACGAAGACCAAGAUGCACAAUUGAGCGGUUCAGAUGGUGGCAGAUCAAGUCAAGAGGGAAGCGAAUGCGGUGGAGCACGAAACAGUCUGGGACAACGUUUGCGAGAUUUGAUCCAAAUUUCCAUACCGGAGAUAGACCGAUAUAUAAAAACCAAACAAAGACCCCUAACAGGAGCAGAGGUGUACUGCAUUCCAAUUGAGGAAGUCGACGAUGUAUUGGAAAAGAGAUUAGCAAAGGUAUGGAGCGAGUUAGAUGCCAACCAAGAAAUAAUAGAAGACCAAUUGGACAGCGAAAUUGAUGCUAUGCAUGUAUACCAAGCAGAAAAUCUCAUCACAAAACCUUCGGAUAGCAAUGGAGCAGGAGUACAAUUGGUAAAAUACGACAAGAAAAUGCGAACAGAAACUGAAAAAGAAUGCAGAUUGAUCGAGCUGAUUGAAAUUGCCAACAGAAACUACGACAUUAACGAGGAAACUCGUUACAUCGUUCAACAAUGUGCAUCAACAUUACGAGGGAUAUACCAUCAGGCAGCGUUUGCGCUUUUUAUGAGGCAAAACAUGCCAUCCGGUCAAUUGCAAACACUUGUUGAUGCAUUUGAUGAAUUUGUCUACAACCACGUUAAACCUAUGAACAAAGUGGUUGCGAAGGUACGCUAG